Molecule: messenger RNA, 825 nt
Organism: Paralichthys olivaceus (Japanese flounder)
Lineage: Eukaryota; Metazoa; Chordata; Actinopteri; Pleuronectiformes; Paralichthyidae
Source: RefSeq, a predicted model, not a curated record
UGCCGUACGAACGCUCGCUCGCUCGCACGUGCACGCUCCCUCCUCCUCCUCCUCCUCCUCCUCCUCCUCUGUCUCUAUCUUCCUUUCCUCUCCUUCUGCCGCCUCAUUUCUCAGCCUGACGACGACCCCUUGCAGCCGGUGACCUCAGAUGAGACGGUGUCCGUGGGGGGCACGGUGACACUGACCUGCCGGGUGGCCGAGAGCGACAACUCCUCCCUGCAGUGGUCCAACACUGCGCAGCAGACCCUGUACUUUGGAGAGAAGAGAGCGCUCAGAGACAACCGCAUCCAGCUGCACCGCUCGACAUCCACCGAGCUUUCCAUCAUGAUCGGUGACGUGCAGCUGUCCGACGAGGGCGAGUACACCUGCUCCAUCUUCACCAUGCCGGUCCGCACCGCCAGAGCCACGGUCACUGUUCUAGGUGUGCCCGGUAAACCUCAGAUCUCAGGCUUUGAGAAUGCAGUGCCCGAGGGGGGCAAAGUCACCCUGACCUGCACCAGUACCGGCAGCAAACCCCCCGCCAGUCUGAUCUGGUACCGUGGAGACCAGGAGCUGGAAGGACGCUCGAACGUGGUGGAGCCGGUUCCCGACGACCCCACAUACAACGUGAGCAGCGAGCUCACGCUGGAGGUGAGCCGCAGCGACGACAAAGCCCUCAUCACCUGUGCCGUCGACCAUCCGUCUCUGGCCCCCGGGGACAAGAGGAGCGAGCAGGCUCUGCGGGUGCUGUAUCCUCCUAACGUAGAAAUCCAGCCUGAGAGCGAUUUGCCUAGAGAGGGGGAGAAGUUUUAUCUCGAGUGUUUGGGCAACAGCAACCCAGAGUAA